Akanthomyces muscarius is the source of this 1428-nucleotide messenger RNA. RefSeq lists its product as uncharacterized. Gene Ontology annotation, biological process: ceramide biosynthetic process. The transcript has 4 exons. Gene Ontology annotation, cellular component: membrane. Lineage: Eukaryota; Fungi; Ascomycota; Sordariomycetes; Hypocreales; Cordycipitaceae. The coding region runs from base 1 to 1428 and encodes 475 amino acids. The record is from RefSeq and is a predicted model, not a curated record. Gene Ontology annotation, molecular function: sphingosine N-acyltransferase activity.
AUGGAAAAGACACCCACGACCACGGCCGAGGACCGGCCUGCUACCGCAAAGUCGGCCCAUCCGACAAUCAAGACGGGCUCCAACGUCCCCAAUAUGAACGGGCCGCUUUACAUGCAGACAUCGGGCUCCAGCGCCGUCCUCGUUCGCAGGCUGAAGCGAAAGGACGAAGGCAGCUGGAAGCAGCUGUCGCGCUGGUUUGUCGAGAACCAAAUUGGCCUCUCCUCUAACCUCCUCGCCCUGCUCUUCCUCGCCCACGCCUUUAUCCCCAAGGCCCGCACGCAUACCAACAAAUUCUUCCACCUCUCGUAUUUCAACCCCGAGUCUGGCAACUAUGCCAUUGGCGCCGAUGAUGCCUACCUCAUCUCCUUCUUCAUCGUCCUCUUCACUGGCCUCCGCGCUGGCUGCAUGGAGUACAUGCUUGCGCCGCUGGGCCGCUCUCGUGGUAUCACCAAGCGCAAGGACUUGACUCGAUUCACCGAGCAGGGUUGGCUUUUUGUCUACUACAGUGUCUUUUGGACCAUGGGUGCUUACCUCUACUACAAGUCCCCUUACUGGCUCAACAUGCGUGAGCUUUGGACCAACUGGCCCAACAGAGAGAUAGACGGCCUCAUGAAGGGCUACGUUUUGGCCCAGUGGGCCUUCUGGCUCCAGCAAAUCAUCGUCAUCAACAUCGAGGACCGUCGCAAGGAUCACUGGCAAAUGUUUAGCCACCACAUCAUCACAACCAUCCUCAUCUCCUCUUGCUACUGCUACCACCACACCCGUGUCGGUCACCUCAUUCUGGUCAUCAUGGACGUUGUUGAUCUAUUCCUUCCGGCUGCCAAGUGUCUCAAGUACAGCGGCUUCACUAAUGCAUGUGACUACGUCUUUGGCCUAUUUAUGGUUUCAUGGUUUGCGGCGCGUCACGUCAUUUACAUGAUGGUUUGCUGGUCAAUCUAUGCGCAUAUUCCUGAAGUCUUGAAUUACGGGUGCUACACCGGUAGCAACGCCAAUCUCGUCGGCCCUCAGGAUCCUCCCAAGGGUCUAGGCCAUCUUCUCGAACCGUACUACAACAGCACCGGCCGUGUCUGCUUCAACAACGCUAUCAAGUGGGCUUUCCUCACCCCGCUUCUUGCCUUGCAGGUCAUUACCAUUAUCUGGUUCACUAUGAUUGUCCGCGUCGCCAUGAAAGUUCUGCGCGGCGACGGCGCCGAGGACUCGCGCAGCGAUGACGAAGAGGACGAAGAGGAGGAGGAGGAGCUGGAGGAAGAGUUUAUCUACGAGGAGGCCCUCGAGGAAGAUGUUGGCGUCGAGGCGCUUGACUUUAAGAGCUGGGAGCGCCGGUCCGGCAUCAAGCGACAGGCUAACAGCUCUGGCGUUAGCCUGCCCGGACACAGCGACCGCAAGGAGCUUCUGGGCCGCAUUGGCUGCGACAAGCAACCCGAGUAA